CUUGGGAUACAACAAAAAUGUUACCAAUGGUGUAAUCAUCAUGGCGUUGCUAGUUUUGAACGUUCUGUCGGUGAGCCUUUCGAUAAAAUUGCAGAAUGUGUUUACCGUUGUACGAAUAGCGCUGAUGAGCAUUUUCAUUUUUACAGCAUUGCUUGUGGUAUUGGGCAUAGUAAAAACCAACAGUCCAUCUGAUAAACUACAGUUUGACUUCAAACUUGAUGAGUUUCUCAUAUCCAUUCUCUUCAUAUUAGGAACAUUUGACGGGUUCAAUUCGGGCAAUUUUAUAUCAGAACGAGUACGAGAUCCCAAAAAAUCAUUUAUUCGUGCUAUCAUAACCUCUCUGAUAGUGGUGGGCGUAAUUUAUAUGUUUAUAUGUUAUUCGAUGUUCGUUGUCAUCCCUUCAAAUAGUUUCUUCACUUCUAAUGAUAUCAUGAAGGCAUACUUUGAUCACCUCGAUGUUCAAUUUCUCAAGACAUACUUUCCGAAAAUUUUGGUCAUUUUUCCGUGUGUUGGCUCGCUCAAUGGCUGCUUUAUACUCAUCAAAUCGAUCGUAAAGAGCCAUGUUAGCUUUUCAAACAGCAUGUUGGCUCUUAUCUCGCUGCUUGUCUUUGUUUUCACUUUACUUGACAUGAUCAGUGUGUUAAGAAAAAUUGGGUUGUUCACAAACAUAUUUUACAUGCUCUCCAUCACGACACUGUUCAAAUUAAGAAAGAAGAAGCAGUUGGUAUUGAACAUUCCCUUGUUUUUCAUUAUACUGGCAUCUUUUAUGUGCUUAUCUAUGGCAUGCGUGUCAUUUUACUACGGAUUCUUCAGGUAAAGGUGCAGAAUCGCCUCUUAAAUGGUUAUGAUUAGUU
Messenger RNA from Vavraia culicis subsp. floridensis, 854 nucleotides. RefSeq lists its product as uncharacterized. The record is from RefSeq and is a predicted model, not a curated record. The transcript has a single exon. NCBI's taxonomy places the organism in Eukaryota, Fungi, Microsporidia, Pleistophoridae. Gene Ontology annotation, molecular function: L-amino acid transmembrane transporter activity. The annotation marks the transcript as partial. Gene Ontology annotation, biological process: amino acid transmembrane transport. Gene Ontology annotation, cellular component: membrane.